AUGUCAACAGUUUUAUUUAUAAAUUGUCAUACUUCCACUAGUGGUAGAUAUAUAAAAAUCAAUAGCAAUAACAAUAAUAAUAGUGAUAACCUUAACAACAGCAAUAAUGGUAACAAUAAUAAAUCAAAUAAUAAUAGUCAACCAUCUCAAUCACAACAACCAAUAAUGUCGCCAAAAAAGAAUAUACUCCAAAAAUAUAAUGAUGAUAUGGAUGAUUUAGUAAUUAAAGCAUAUUCAACAAGAUUAAUGUUGACAUGGGUCUAUAAUAAUUCCAAUCCACCAAUUUUAUCCGCUAUCCCAAAAUUAAGAGUUAUACCUGGCGCAUCAAUUUCAAAAGAAUAUAUCAAUUGUACAUUAUCACCAAAAUUCUCAUCAUUUUCAGACAUUGAAGGUUAUGUUAAAGAAAUCUACGAUCUUUGGGAAUGUGUUAUAACUUUCUUUUAUACUCAACAUUGUAAACGUUCAAAAGCCUACUAUGCCAACGUUCAAAAAUCUACCAAUUCAGAGUCCGAACAAUCGAUCAGACAAACCUUAAAAUAUUUAAUAAUCAGUUCAAUUUAUUAUGCUGACAUUUUUUAUAGAAAAUCAACAACUAAAAACUUUUCAAUUUUAGAUAUAAUCAUAACAAGUAUUAAUUUAACAAUUAAAAUGUGGUUGGAAGAAAAAAUGUCAGUUAAUAAGUACCUAUCAGAGAUAUUUGGAGUAUCUUUGAGUAAUGUAAAUAGUUUAGAAAAAUACUUUUUAAAUUUAAUUGAUUAUCAACUAUAUCUUCACGAAAAAGAUGUUCAAGCAUUUUCCGAUAUUAUUCAUAGAUCAUAUUUAAAUAGAAACAGUCAAAAUAAUAAUAACAAUAAUAGCAAUGAUAUCAAUAACACUAUUAAUUCAAAUAUUAAAAACAAAAUACAAGUUUCAAAAUCAUGUGAAAUUGAAUGCGCAAAUAAACAACAACCAGUUAUUAUUAAUAAUAAUAAUAAUAUACUAGUUAAUUGUGAUAGUGUAAAUAGUUCACCCUUACCAACCUCAUCAAACAAUAAUGGUAAUACUAUUGGUCAAUCUUAUCAUCAAUACUGUGGUGUAAGUGAAUCAUCGUCCUCAUCAUCACCUUCUGCUUCAUCAUCUUUAUCAUCACUUUCUUCCUCAUCAACCUCCUCUCCUUUAGCCUCUGUAUUAGUAGUUCCAUCAUCACCAAUUAAAAGUUUUGGUCACCAAUCUCCAUCAUGUUCCACAAGAAUUUCAUCCACACCAAAUAGUUCGUCCUCAAACUCACUACAUCUUAACCUCCAUCAUCACCAAAUUCAUCUAUCUAGUGGAGGUAGUCCCUCUGUUAUUUCCCCAAAGAAGAGAUAUCUUUCAAUCUCAAGAUCUCAAUCAUCCUCGAUGACAAAUACUCCAAUUGCCACUAGCUCACCUUCAACUUGUACAGUACCAAACUCAAUUCACCACGACGACUAUCAAGACCAAUCCAGAAAAAGAAUUAAGGCCAUUAUUCAGUAA
This is a messenger RNA of Dictyostelium purpureum, 1494 nucleotides long. RefSeq lists its product as uncharacterized. NCBI's taxonomy places the organism in Eukaryota, Evosea, Eumycetozoa, Dictyosteliales, Dictyosteliaceae. Bases 1 to 1494 code for a protein of 497 amino acids. The transcript is spliced from 2 exons. The record is from RefSeq and is a predicted model, not a curated record.